Danaus plexippus (monarch butterfly) is the source of this 852-nucleotide messenger RNA. RefSeq lists its product as uncharacterized. Gene Ontology annotation, molecular function: protein dimerization activity. The transcript has a single exon. Lineage: Eukaryota; Metazoa; Arthropoda; Insecta; Lepidoptera; Nymphalidae. Bases 1 to 852 code for a protein of 283 amino acids. The record is from RefSeq and is a predicted model, not a curated record.
AUGUGCAAUUUCUCAUUUCUUUGUUUUCUUUUCUUUUGGAAUGAUAUUCUAAGGGAAGUGAACAAUGCUCAGAUUGCAUUACAAAGUAAAGGUUUAUGUGUUGAUGAAAUAAUCAUCAAACUAGAAGCACCUCGUUUAUUCACUGGAGAGAAACGAUUGCCUCUAGCAGAACAGGCAAUAAAUUUUGCUGUACAAAAAUCGGAAGAAUACAGUAUUUCGAUGGAACGACGAAUUCGUCGCAAGAAACGCAUGCCCGGUGAGUUAGCAUCGUCCACCGAUGCAGGACUUACACUUAGAGCGGAACUUCAAAAGGACAUGUUAGAAUGUCUUGACAGAUUCAAUAUUGAACUCGAAACAAGAGUAAAGUCCAUUAAAGACGUAACUUCAUUGAUCGAGGUUGUGCGGUCGAAGACCUUGCUUUCGGCAAACACUGAACAGUUAAAAUUUGCUAUAUCAAAAUUUACUAACCUUUACGAUGAAGUAGCAGAAACAGAACUACUUUUAGAAAUACCAAGAUUGAGAAGAUAUUUAAAAGCUGCUAAUAUUACUAUCUCUAAUUGGGUGACACUGGACUAUUUGAUAUUCAUUGUGGAAUGGGAUUUUACAGAAUCUCUUCCGAAUCUAACGGUCACACUAAAUUUAUUUAUAACAAUAUUAGCAUCAGUUGCUUCAUGUGAGAGAAGUUUCAGCAAAUUAAAAUUAAUUAAAAAUUACUUGCGGUCUACAAUGACUGAAACCAGAUUAAACAAUCUUGGUAUUUUAACGAUAGAACAUGAAGCAACACAAAGUAUAAAUUUUGAAGACGUGAUUUCGGAGUUCGCAAGUGUAAAAGCUAGAAGGAAGAAAUUUUGA